AAGAGAAGCUACAAGAAAUGCAUGUGAAAGAAAAGACAACUAGAGAUGACUCGUCAGUAAAGUUGGACUACUUGUUCAGUUGUUCAUGAUACAAUUUCAUUACCACUUGUUACAAACCACCAGUUCAUUCCUGGCAACAAAUGUUCAAUAGAUUGUGUACUUCACUCCAGGCAUAUAUGCUUGUGGUACACCCUGCUUUUUCAGACACCAACUGAAAGCCAAAGAGAGAAAACUACAUUGAUGAAGAUGAUGAAGAUGAUGGGCUAUUUUGAAAUAAUGUUGGUUCUGGCAACUUUCUUGACUGGUUUAAAAAGCCAGGAAACACUUAGACUACUCAAUGAUGACAUUCUGGGCCUAAUUGUGUUCAAAACAGAUCUCAGUGACCCGUUUUCGCACCUGGAUUCGUGGAACCAGGAUGAUGCAUCACCGUGUUCUUGGAGCUAUGUGCAGUGUGAUCCGGUUACAGGCCGUGUUUCUGGUUUAUUACUUGAGGGAUUAGGCUUAUCAGGAAAAAUUGGUAGAGGACUUCAGAAGUUGCAGCAUCUUAAGGUAUUGUCGAUGUCCAUGAAUAAUAUUAGUGGUGCCAUUAGUCCUGAAUUAGGGCUCAUUCCUAGUCUUGAAACACUUGACCUCAGUAAGAAUAGCCUUUCGGGUAGUAUUGAUCCCAGUUCUUUGACAAAUUUGGUGAGUUCAGUAAGGUUUCUUGAUUUUUCAGAAAAUCAACUCUCAGGGCCUUUACCUGAUAAUCUGUUUGAAAAUUGUUCGUCUCUUCGUUCACUUUCAUUAGCUGGAAAUUCUUUUCAGGGUCCAAUUCCUAGCACACUUACUGAAUGUAGGUCUUUGAAUUACCUUAAUCUUUCCAACAACCAUUUUUCUGGAAACCUCAAUUUUGUUUCAGGAUUUUGGACACUUAAUAGGCUUCGAGUUCUUGAUCUUUCACACAAUGCACUAACAGGGCCUGUCCCGAAUGGUGUUGCAGCUAUACAUUACCUAAAAGAGCUCAAGUUGCAAGGGAAUCAGUUCUCAGGAUCAGUACCAGCUGAUAUUGGGCUAUGUCCGCACUUGAUUAAGCUAGAUUUGUGUGACAAUGUGUUUACAGGAACACUCCCAAACUCACUGCAAAGGCUCAAGUCCUUGAAAUAUUUGAGCAUAUGCAAAAAUAUGCUGGACGGAGAUUUUCCUGAAUGGAUAGGUGAAAUGAGCAGCCUUGAAUACAUAGAUUUUUCAAGUAAUGGUUUCAAGGGGUUUUUGCCUUCAUCAAUCGGUGAUCUCAAGUCCCUGACUUACUUAAGUCUAGCUGAUAAUUCAAUCAAUGGUAGCAUACCUGUGAGCUUAUUUUCCUUGGGACUAAGCCAAGUGGAUUUAUCAGGGAACGAAUUGAGUGGUUCAAUUCCUUCUGCUUCAAGUAAAUUGUUUGAGUCUCUUGAAGUGAUGGAUCUUUCAGCGAACCAGCUGACACAAAAUAUUCCAGAAGAAAUGGGCUUAUUCUCAAAGUUGAGAUACUUGAACUUGUCAUAUAACAAUCUGGAGUCAAGAAUUCCUCCCGAGCUUGGUUACUCUCAAAAUCUAACCGUGUUAGAUCUGAGUUACAGUGCCUUUUUUGGAUCAAUCCCUGGUGAUAUAUGUGAUUCAGGCAGCCUCGGGAUUUUGCAGUUGGAUGGGAAUUCUUUGACAGGUCCAGUUCCUGAAGCGAUUGGAAACUGCUCGUCUCUUUACUUGUUGAGCUUGUCUCACAAUAAUCUGAGUAAUUCCAUUCCAAGAUCAAUUUCAAAGCUGAAAAGGCUCAAAAUUCUGAAACUAGAGUACAAUGAGCUGAGUGGAGAGAUACCACAAGAGCUUGGCAAAAUGGAAAAUCUUCUUGCAGUCAAUAUAUCCUACAACAAGUUAAUAGGCAGACUUCCUGUCGGUGGAAUAUUUCCAAGCUUAAAUCCAAGUGCUUUGAAUGGAAAUUUAGGUAUUUGUUCACCAUUGUUAAAGGGUCCUUGUAAGAUGAAUUCCCCCAAGCCUCUAGUGAUUGAUCCAUUUUCAUAUGGCUAUCAAAAUGGUGGGGAGAACACGGAGGAUGCCUCGAAAAGACCCAAAGAAUAUCCUCAACACAAGUUUCUCAGUGUGUCCGCUAUUAUUUCCAUAUCAGCUGCAGUUCUUAUUGCAGCAGGAGUGUUAGUGAUAAGCUUGCUUAACAUAUCUGCUCGGAGGAGGCUUACGUUUAUAGAGAAUUCUCUGGAAAGCUUUUGCUCGAGCUCAACAAGGUCUGGGACUACAUUGUCCUCAGGAAAACUCAUUUGGUUUAAUUCAAAAACAUCACCAGACUGGAAUUUAAGUGCUGAAAUGUUGCUUAACAAGGCUACUGAAAUUGGUGGAGGAGUUUUUGGAACAGUUUACAGGGCUUCAUUUGGAGACAAUGGAAGAAAUGUGGCUGCAAUCAAAAAACUUGCAACAUCAAACAUAAUUCAGAGCCAAGAAGAUUUUGACCGAGAAGUCCGAAUCUUGGGGAAAGCAAGACACCCUAAUCUGGUAGAACUGAGAGGGUAUUACUGGACACCUGAUUUGAAACUGCUGGUAACAAAUUAUGAACAAAAUGGAAGCUUACAGGCUAAACUUCAAGAAUCACCUCCACUUUCUUGGUCCAACAGAUUCAAAAUCAUUAUGGGUACAGCUAAAGGCCUUGCCCAUUUGCACCAUUCCUUCCGGCCCCCAAUAAUUCAUUACAACAUCAAGCCAAGCAACAUUCUACUAGAUGAAAAUCUGAACCCGAAACUCUCAGAUUUCGGGCUAACAAGGCUGUUGAGGAAACUUGAAAACCAUGUUGUGAGUAACAGGUUUAAAAGUGCAUUAGGCUAUGUGGCACCAGAAUUAGCUUGUCAGAGCUUAAGGGUCAAUGAGAAAUGUGACAUUUAUGGAUUUGGAGUACUGAUACUUGAGCUAGUGACCGGACGAAGACCGGUUGAGUAUGGAGAAGACAAUGUGGUAGUACUAAAUGAUCAUGUUAGAAUAUUGCUGGAGCAGGGGAAUGUGUUGGACUGUGUUGAUCCAGGCAUGAGUGAUUAUCCAGAGGACGAGGUUUCUCCGGUUCUUAAGUUGGCUCUGGUGUGUACUUCUCAUGUGCCAUCAGACAGGCCUUCGAUGUCGGAUGUGGUGCAGAUUCUGCAGGUUAUCAAGGCCCCAGUGCCAUCAAGAAUGUAGGCAUUUUGCAAAGACCAGAACAUUUUUAAAAUUUUACAAGUCUUUUUCGUUUUAUGGUCAUAUGAUGCUGAUUCUUGGCGACCUAUGUAUUAAUGUUGAUUUGUAAGAUCUCUUUUAUAUCAUGAUUCUCACUAGACAUCCAACGUAAGUUGUAUCAUGCAUUUACUUUUCUAACAAAUGUUAUUUUA
Daucus carota subsp. sativus is the source of this 3371-nucleotide messenger RNA. Its product is annotated as probably inactive leucine-rich repeat receptor-like protein kinase At3g28040. Gene Ontology annotation, molecular function: ATP binding; protein kinase activity; protein binding. The transcript is spliced from 2 exons. The record is from RefSeq and is a predicted model, not a curated record. The coding region runs from base 241 to 3183 and encodes 980 amino acids. NCBI's taxonomy places the organism in Eukaryota, Viridiplantae, Streptophyta, Magnoliopsida, Apiales, Apiaceae. Gene Ontology annotation, cellular component: membrane. Gene Ontology annotation, biological process: protein phosphorylation.